This is a messenger RNA of Toxotes jaculatrix (banded archerfish), 911 nucleotides long. Its product is annotated as pentraxin fusion protein-like. The transcript is spliced from 4 exons. The record is from RefSeq and is a predicted model, not a curated record. The coding region runs from base 97 to 759 and encodes 220 amino acids. Lineage: Eukaryota; Metazoa; Chordata; Actinopteri; Toxotidae.
UGUGUUGUAAUAGGGAGGAGUUUGGGGUCUCACAGCUUAAAAACCCCAGUUCAGAUCGUCUACAGCAGGACCUUCACCACAGCACAGUUUGACAAAAUGAGACUUUCAGUCGUCCUUUUUAUCGCCACCUCCACAGCACUGGCUGGGAGUCUCACCACUAAGUCCUUGGUGUUCCCGGCUCAGACGAGUACCAGUUAUGUUGAGAUGGUCCCUCUGAAGCCGCUGAACCUGAGGGCAUUCACUCUUUGCAUGCGCGUGGCCACAGAGCUCCGUGGGGAGCGAGAGGUCAUCCUGUUUGCAUAUCGCACGCAAUACUUCGAUGAGCUGAACGUGUGGCGUGAGCUGGACGGCAGACUUUCCUUCUACCUGAGUGGAGAGGCAGUUUCCUUCAGUGUCCCUGAGCUUGAAGCCCUGGAGACCCACCUGUGUGUCACCUGGGAUUCCAGUUCAGGUGCGGCUGCCAUCUUCAUAAAUGGGAGGAAAAGCUUGACCAAAAUUUACAAGAAGGGUCACACUGUCCGCCCCGAAGGCAAAGUUAUCAUUGGACAAGAUCCGGACAAUUAUGUGGGUGAGUUCGAUGCCAACCAGAGUUUUGUCGGGGAGAUCUAUGACAUCAAUAUGUGGGACUCUGUCCUGUCGAGCAGCACCAUCCAAGACAUGUUCUCCGGGAAGAGAGUACCAAGAGGAAACGUUUUUGACUGGGAAGCCAUAGAGCUCAAACCUGACGGGGAGGUAGAGAUUAUUGAUCGUGAGCUGUAGAUUUGAACCUCACACGCCACAUGCUGGAAUAACGUGGAAUAACACUACAACUGUAGGACAUUUCUGAAAGAUAAGAUUUGAUCUAAGUCUAUGCAUCAGUGCCAGUGUCCCACUGUAAUUCUUUUCAGUCCAAUAAAAACUUACACUGACUA